Molecule: messenger RNA, 4796 nt
Organism: Sarcophilus harrisii (Tasmanian devil)
Lineage: Eukaryota; Metazoa; Chordata; Mammalia; Dasyuromorphia; Dasyuridae
Gene: DIAPH3
Product: diaphanous related formin 3
Exons: 28
Coding region: 235-3870 (1211 amino acids)
Biological process (GO): actin cytoskeleton organization; actin filament polymerization
Cellular component (GO): actin filament; cytoplasm
Molecular function (GO): microtubule binding; actin binding; small GTPase binding
Source: RefSeq, a predicted model, not a curated record
GGGAGUAUUCGGACUGCGGUGGCGGCGGCGGCGGCGGCGGUGACGGUUGGGUUUGGCCGCAUCCGGGCUUUCGUAGUGCUGAGAUCGGGUCUGUCCAUAUACCCAGCUUCUGGCCUGCGCCGUGUCCCGUGGCUUGGCGCGGCGCGGCGCGUGGUUAGCAGCUCCAUCUUCCCUCCCCAGUCCGGGCGGAGCCGCAGCGGUCUAUUCCGGCUCUGCCGGCAGAGAUCGGCAAGGAUGGAGAGGAGCCGGCCGCGCCGUCCCCACCAGCCGCACGGCCUGGCCGGAGCGCCCUCCUCCUCCUCCUCCUCGUCGUCGUCGUCGUCUUCGUCGUCCUCAUCGUCCUGCCGGGGUGGCCGAGACACCAAACCUCAGCGGCGUAAGGGACAAGCGUCGGGCCACGUACCUGCGGGCGAGCCCGGCGAGAAAAGAGCCAAGUUUCAUUUAAAUAUUAGGACACUGACUGAUGAUAUGUUGGACAAAUUUGCCAGCAUAAGGAUGCCAGGAAGUAAGAAAGAGAGACCUCCAUUACUUAAUCUGAAGCACACAUUUUCCUCAAGCACUGAUUGGCCUUCAACAUCCUCAGAUAUGAUGGAAAAUAAUCCUAGACUACUGUCGGAGAAAGAAAUCCUCACACUUUUUGAAAAAAUGAUGGAAGAUAUGAAUUUAAAUGAAGAUAAAAAGGCACCAUUGCGGGAAAAGGAUUUCACUAUCAAAAAAGAAAUGGUGAUGCAAUACAUGAAUACUGCUUCUAAGAUGGGAUGCCUCAAGAGUAAUCGACAAAUAUCACCACAGGAAUUCAUCCAUGAACUGAAAAUGGGAGCUGUAGAUGAAAGACUUGUCACAUGCUUAGAGUCCCUCCGGGUGUCUUUGACCAGUAACCCUGUCAGUUGGGUGGAAAACUUUGGACAUGAAGGUCUUGGGUUAUUGCUGGAUAUUUUGGAAAAACUGAUAAAUAGCAAAAUCCAGGAAAAAAUUGUGAAGAGGAGUCAACACAAAGUUAUACAGUGUUUGAAGGCUUUGAUGAACACGAAGUAUGGUUUGGAAAGAAUUAUGGGAGAAGAAAAGUGUCUGUCAUUAUUGGCGAAGGCCAUGGACCCUCAGCAAGCCAACAUGAUGGUGGAUGUUGUUAAACUUCUUUCUGCAAUAUGUAUUGUUGGAGAGGAAAAUGUUCUUGAAGAAGUUUUAGAAGCCUUAACUACAGCUGCAGAAGAGAAAAAAAUUGAUAGAUUUUCUUCGAUUGUAGAAGGUCUUCAGGAAAAUUCUGUUCAAUUGCAAGUAGCUUGUAUGCAACUCAUCAAUGCCCUUGUUACGUCUCCUGAUGAUUUAGAUUUCAGACUCCACAUCAGAAAUGAGUUUAUGCGCUGUGGAUUGAAACAAAUACUGCCUAAUUUGAAACAUAUAAAAAGUGAUAGUUUAGAUAUCCAACUUAAAGUGUUUGAUGAACAUAAAGAGGAAGAUUUUAUUGAAUUCUCUCAUCGUUUAGAAGAUAUUAAAGCUGAACUUGAUGAAGUGAAUGAGGUUUACAAUAUGUUGUGGAACAUGGUGAAAGAAACAAGAGCCGAAGGAUAUUUUCUUUCUAUACUUCAACAUCUUUUGCUUAUUAGAAAUGAUUAUUUUAUACGACCACAGUAUUUCAAAUUAAUUGAAGAAUGCAUAUCUCAGAUAGUAUUACACAGAGAUGGAACAGAUCCUGAUUUUACAUAUAGAAAAAAAUUAGAUGUUGACUUAAGAAAAUUUGUAGAUAUUUGUGUUGAUCAAGCAAAACUAGAAGAACUUGAAGAAAAAGCAUCAGAAUUUUCCAGAAAAUUUGAAAAAGAAUUUACAGUUCACCAAGAAACUCAGUCCCAAUUACAGAAAAAAGAAGAAAAGAUCACUGAACUCCAAGCAGAAUUACAGGCUUUUAAAUCCCAGUUUGGUGCUUUACCACCUGGUUCAAAAACCUUUUUGCCACAGUCAACAAGAGAUGUAACUGGUGAACAUUUACCUUCACCACCAUCCCUGCCAGUGGGUGGAGGUAUACCUUCAUUACCGCCACCGCCACCACCACCACCACCACCACCACCACCACCACCUCCACCCCCACUUCCAGGAAUGCCGAUGGCUUUUGGUGCACCUCUUCCCCCACCACUCCCUUCAGGAUUUCUUGGAGUACACCAAUCUCCUCCUCCGUUAACACUACCAUUUGGAUUGAAACCAAAAAAAGAAUUCAAACCUGAAACUACCAUGAAAAGACUGAACUGGUUAAAGAUCAGACCUCAUGAAAUGACUGAAAACUGUUUCUGGUUGAAGGCAAAUGAAAAUAAGUAUGAAAACACAGACUUGCUCUGUAAACUUGAAAACACAUUUUGCUGUCAAAGAAAAGAGAAAAAGGAGGCGGAGGACUUUGCAGAAAAGAGAACAAUAAAGAAACGAAUCAAAGAAUUGAAAGUUCUGGAUUCCAAAAUUGCCCAAAACCUUUCAAUCUUUCUGGGUUCUUUUCGUGUGCCUUAUGAAGAAAUAAAAAUAAUGAUAUUGGAAAUAGAUGAAACACAGUUGGCAGAGUCGAUGAUUCAGAACUUAAUAAAACACUUGCCAGAUCAGGAGCAGUUAAAUUCACUGUCUAAGUUCAAGAAUGAAUAUAAUAAUCUAUGUGAGCCAGAACAAUUUGCAGUUGUGAUGAGCACUGUGAAAAGACUACGACCACGUCUGACUGCCAUUCUAUUUAAACUUCAAUUUGAGGAGCAGGUGAACAGCCUCAAACCAGAUAUCAUGGCUGUCAGUACUGCAUGUGACCAGAUAAAGAAGAGUAAAAGUUUCAGCAAAUUAUUGGAACUUGUGUUGCUACUGGGAAACUACAUGAAUGCAGGCUCCCGGAAUGCCCAGACCUUUGGGUUCAACCUUAGCUCCCUUUGCAAAUUAAAAGACACAAAGUCAACAGAUCAGAAAACAACAUUGCUCCAUUUUCUAGCUGAAGUAUGUGAGGAAAAAUAUCCAGAUAUACUGAGUUUUGUUGAUGAUUUGGAACACAUAGACAAAGCUAGCAAAGUCUCUGUAGAAAACCUGGAGAAGAAUUUGAAACAGAUGGGGAGGCAACUUCAGCAGCUUGAGAAGGAUUUGGAUUCCUUUCCUUCCCCUGAGGACAAACAUGACAAGUUUCUAACAAAGAUGUCCAGUUUUGUGACCUCUGCAAAAGAUCAGUUCCAGAAACUUUCAAGAAUGCACGAAAACAUGGAAAAAUCAUACCAGUGCAUAAUGGGGUAUUAUGCUAUUGACAUGAAGAAAGUAUCUGUGGAGGAAUUUUUUACUGAUUUAAAUAACUUCAGGACUAUGUUCACGCAAGCAAUGAAGGAGAACACCAAACGAAAAGAAGCUGAGGAAAAAGAGAAACGUGCCAGGAUAGCUAAAGAAAUAGCAGAAAGAGAAAAAGCAGAACGUCAACAGAAAAAGAAACGCUUGAUAGAAAUGAAAACUGAGGGUGAUGAGACAGGAGUGAUGGACAGUUUGCUGGAGGCCUUGCAGUCAGGUGCCGCUUUCCGAGACCGAAGAAAAAGGACACCCAGACCUAAAGAUAUCCGACAGAGUCUCAGUCCAGUUUCACAGAGGCCUGUUCUGAAAGCUUGUAACCAUGAAAACCAGAAGAAGCAAUUGGUGGAAGGCUCCCAUUCCUAUCACAAACUCGGUAGCAACUCAACCAGGACUCCUGUUGUCAAGGAACUUGAUUAUAAUCAAGACACUCAUUCAUCCACUGUAAGGAUCAAGGAUUUGGGAAAGAAGGAGACCAGUAACAUAGGAAUCACCAAAGAAAAGGAAAUGGAGCUUCCUGGCUCUGUUUCUAAAACUGAAUCACUUCCUGAAGUGGAGGCCCUACUAGCAAGACUUCGAGCUUUAUAAAUUUACUUGAUAAAAACAAUUAAGCAAACUUUAAUGCCAUACUAUGCUUGGCUGUCACAUUUUAAAAGAUGCAUUACUUUUGUAACUGGCAUUAUGUAGCUAUGCAUUUCAAAUUAACUCACAAUUUUAUCUAAAAUUCAUUCUUGUAAUGCUUUUACUGUAUUUUUGAGAUCCUGUGCAAAACUUUAAUGGGCUUAAUGCUUUUUUUGUUGACAAUCCAUUCUACUAUAGUUGGAAAUAGAGACUGAAUUAUAUAUAAUAUUCUAAUGAAUGGGUGGGUGACUACUUAAUUCAAUAAUGUUUUCUUUAAAAUAUAUAUAUGCCUACAGUUCUAAAUAAUUAUAUUCGGUUUGCUGUUUAUGACUAAUUCAAUGAAUCACAGAUCUCGCUAUACACAUGCAUGUAUGUCUGUAUUUAUAUGUGUCUAAAUUAUUCUGUAGUUAUGGUCUCCAUUCUAUCAUUGUAACAUCAGAAAUAUGAAACAGACAUGUAAAAUGACUAUUAGACACAUUAUAUAAUCAUUGCUGAAUUCAGAUUGAUUAGGUUCUUCAAAACAGUAAAGUAUAUUAAGCCCAUUUCAAAUGUAUGAAGAAUGUAUGACUUGUACACAAUGCAAAUGCAUUUAUAUAAAAAUGAAUAUAUUUUAUACCAGUUUUUGCUGCUGAAUUUCUAUAUGUGUUCUGGAUAACUGUUUUUGCUUUUAAUCAUGGCUGUGGUGCAAAAUUGUCAUUUUGUAGUUUCCCAACUGUGUAUUUUUUUUUUUUUUUGGAGGUCAUGAGCUAACAAUAUUGCAGAUUUUAUAAACAAUACAGUCACCAAUAACUUUUACAGGCAGGCUUUUUCCAAAAAUAUAUUACAUAAAAUAGGGGCAUUGCUGCUGUGAAUUUCUCAUCAGAAAAUAAACUUCUUGCACUAAAAGAAAAAAA